Gymnodraco acuticeps is the source of this 1178-nucleotide messenger RNA. Its product is annotated as prolyl-tRNA synthetase associated domain-containing protein 1-like. The record is from RefSeq and is a predicted model, not a curated record. Lineage: Eukaryota; Metazoa; Chordata; Actinopteri; Perciformes; Bathydraconidae. The transcript is spliced from 4 exons. Bases 121 to 630 code for a protein of 169 amino acids. Gene Ontology annotation, molecular function: aminoacyl-tRNA deacylase activity.
GCUGCAAGUAGAAGAAGUUCUUCUUCCUCUGUGUGCUUUUGGACAGCUGUUUCUGUCCAUUGACGGCCAGUCCACACUUCAGUUUUCUCUUUAUAGAUUUUUAAAACACAUUUAAUAAAGAUGGCAGACGAUCUGAGAGCAGAGCUGGAGAAAUACCUGCAGACUUUAGACAUCCAGACCUCCUGCGUGGAGCACCCACCGGUGUUCACGGUGGAGGAGAUGAUGCCUCACCUGCAGGAAGUGAGCGGAGCCGUCACUAAGAACCUCUUCCUGAAGGACAAGAAGAAGAAAGGCCUGUGGCUGGUGUCGGCCCGCCAUGACCGCCAGGUGAACCUCAACGACCUCGCCAAGAAGCUCGGUGUCGGCAGCGGCAACCUGCGCUUCGCAGACGAGGCGAUCAUGUUGGAGAAACUCAAGGUGGGUCAGGGCUGUGCGACGGCCCUCGCUCUGCUCUUCGACCGAGAUCACAGUGUGAAGUUUGUCCUGGACCAGGACCUGGUGGAGGGGGGUCAUGAGAGGGUCUUCUUCCACCCCAUGACCAACAGCGCCACUAUGGGGCUGCGACCCGAAGACCUGCUGCGCUUCCUCCAGGAGACGGGGCACGAGCCCGUCCUGCAGAGCUUCGACUAAACGGGUCUUAGGCAUGGACAUGAUUUGGACAUAAACAUGGGUUAAGAAGACAACCCUGCAGACAAACAUGAACUUAUUCUUUUUAAAGAUUUUACUUUUAUCAUUGUGAAAGAACACAAGGCAUAAUGUGUAAAAUAGAUGUACAUGUUUGAAAAAGGUAUAUGCUGCGUUGAAUGAAUGUUAUCUAUGAACUGUUCAAGUUGCAAAAAAUACUGUGCAGUAAAAUAUCUGAAUACUUCAGGUGAAGUGAUUUUUGUUGGUUUUCUGUCUAUUCUUUUCCAUAAUAAUGUCACGUCUAAGGAAGAGAGUUAGGGCCACAUGACAUGAAUAUGAAUAAGAAUAUUUUUGGGGAUGUGAAAAAAAAUGUUUUGUUUUGGGAGAAAAGUCAGAAUUCUAAGAAAAAAGUCAAAAUAUUUUUUUUUCACAUCCCCACAUUUCCUUUUUCAUGUGGCCUUAAUCCUCCUCCGUACCUGUCAGCCUAUUGUUGGUGAGCAUUUUAUUUUAGCAAAACAAUAAUAAUAAAGAUCAAUCCGUCAAUAAACCUCAAA